Molecule: messenger RNA, 1467 nt
Organism: Trichoderma harzianum CBS 226.95
Lineage: Eukaryota; Fungi; Ascomycota; Sordariomycetes; Hypocreales; Hypocreaceae
Exons: 4
Coding region: 1-1467 (488 amino acids)
Biological process (GO): transmembrane transport
Molecular function (GO): transmembrane transporter activity
Source: RefSeq, a predicted model, not a curated record
AUGACACAAAGUCAUCAAAUACAAGAUGAGGGAAAGAGGUCGUUUCCACCACCGCUCAUAAAUCCAGAAGAGUAUAUUCUCGAGUUCGACGGGCCCGAUGACCAAAAGCAUCCGUAUAAUUGGAAAACCUCAACCAAGCUAUUUAUUUCUAUACUCGUUUGCAGCGGAACAUGGAUUGUCGCGUUCAACAGUGCUAUUUACGCUCCCGGAACUGAAAGCGCCAGCGAAGAGCUUGGGGUCGGAUUGGAAGUAGGGACGCUCGGUACAACAUUUUUUGUUCUUGGUUUUGCAGCUGGACCGAUAUUAUGGGCUCCCGGAUCGGAGUUGUACGGUAGAAGAUGGCCUUUAGUCAUCUCCAUGAUUGGCGGUGGCAUCUUCUCCAUUGCUUCUGCGGCAGGGAAUAACAUCCAGACACUGCUCAUCUGCCGGUUCUUUGCAGGUCUCUGCGGCGCAUGUCAACUCGCUGUGGUUCCGGGUGUCCUUGCUGAUAUCUUUGACAACAAGUAUAGAGGCGGAGCGAUUUCCAUCUAUGCUUUGACCGUCUUUGGCGGCCCCUUUACAGGUCCCAUUGUAGGAGGUUUCACUGCAUCCAGUCACCUUGGCUGGAGAUGGACGCUGUACAUCCCUGCUAUCCUAGGUCUUGUCAAUGGGGCUAUCUCAGCAGUUCUUGUUCCGGAAACAUAUGCUCCCCUUAUUCUCGCUGCGGACGCUGCCGCGAUGCGCCGCAAGACAAAUAAUUGGGCGAUCCACGCGAGACAUGAAAUGGUGGAGACUGAUGUGAGAGACUUGGUAACAAAAUAUUUCACUCGGCCACUUCGAAUGCUCAUCACGGAGCCAAUGAUUUGCCUUGUUUCUCUCUACAUGUCGUUUAUAUACGGACUGGUUUAUGCACUCCUCGAGGCUUACCCCUUCGUUUUUGGACAAGUAUACCACAUGAGGCCCGGAGUUGCGGAGCUUCCAUUCAUUGGGCUCUUCAUAGGAAUGUCGCUGGGUGUCGCCAUGAUCUUUUGGCAACAAAAAGAAUAUGCUAAAAAGCUGGCCAAGAACAACAAUGUACCAAUACCGGAAUGGCGCCUCUUCCCAACCUUGUUUGGAGGCCCGGUGUUUACAAUUGGCAUCUUUUGGUUCGGCUGGACGGGCUUCACUGACCAGAUCCAUUGGAUGGCACCAACCGCAGCUGGCCUUUUUGUUGGAUUUGGCGUCUUGUGCGUUUUUCUUCCCUGCUUCAAUUACUUGGUAGACUCUUAUUUGCCUUUGGCUGCCUCGACCGUCGCCGCCAACAUCAUGCUUCGAUCAUCAGUUGCUGCAGGAUUCCCAUUGUUCAGCCGACAAAUGUUUCAAAAUCUUGGUGUACAGUGGGCCGCUACUUUACUCGGAUGCCUGGCUGCAAUUAUGAUUCCGAUCCCGUUUGUGUUUAGGGUUUAUGGAUCUAGAUUGCGAAAGAAGAGCAAGUUGCUUUCUUUGUAG